GAGAACAAGAGGAGGGAGGGAGGUGGAAGAGCAGGGAUGGAGGGACCAGAGCGAGGUGGGAGGAAGAAGGAAGAGCAGGGAAGGAGAGGCUGAAGAUAGAAGCAGAGGGGCUGAUAGCAAAUAAUAAGAGAUACAAGCAAAGAGAUAACCAGGUUAACUGAUAACCAGGUUAACGGACAGGUGAAGGAGAUUCUACCUGCAGGCAGUGGAUGUGUUUUUGACACAGAUGGAGUCAGACGAGAACCUGGUCAACGUUUUCCUGCUGCUGCUCUUCAGUGCAGUCUUCACUGUGGUAAAUAUAUAAUGUUUCUAUUUUUGUUCUGCUCUGCUCUAUUAUGCUCUAAUCUGUCCUAUCUGUGGCCAAUAUUCAAUGUUUCUAUUUAUACGCUCCUGUCUUCUCCUAUACUUAAGCCUGUACUACUAACACUCAUAAUGAUCCCACUCUCUGUCUUUAUCUGGUCUACUGUGUUUUACAAACAGACCUGACCUGAAACCUCGUCUGCUGAUCAUGGUUGUCAUAUCUGACUGAAAAUGGUUCAGGAUUUUGGGGGAAAUUCUGAAUUUACUGGUUGAGAAGCCAAACUGGAGUAAAACCCAAAUUAUCUGAGUUAUUAAUGAGAUUAAAAAAAUAGAUCAGUGUUAAAACAGUCUGAUCUAUUUUACAUUUCAUGUUUUUAUCUGAUACAUACCGUCAGUUCAGUCCUAACGCACACCCACACGUCACUCAUGCUGCCUGUGUGCCUUGCUCAGAGGCACAGGGGGAAACUGAAGCUUACGCAUCAUGAAUACACAACUGGUAUUUGCUCAAAUUGACUUUUUGGAAUUGGAUUUAAUGUAUAAUAACGUGUCUGUUAUCAGUUGCCAACAAAUGUGCAAAUAAUCUGGAUUACCAAGGAGAUCACUGCAGAUUAAGAUCAGGAACACAAAGGGAUGCUAACAUUAGGACUGCAUUGUUUCUAACAGCUAUAAUAUAUAAAAUAAAAUGUAAUGAUUUAAAGCUCCCCUGAGAUUAUUAUUAUGAGAAAGAAACUUUCCAAAUGAUGCCAAAAUUGCAUUUUUGUAAAUUUUCUAUUGCAAAACUCACAGUGAGGGAUAUUUUUUAAAAGCAAUAUGCUUUUGUCAUAAAAAAGAACAACAGCUCAAAAUCAGUCGUGGGAUUAGGAGGUUGAGGCCUCUGAUUUUAUGCAGCAGCUGAUUUUUAUUCAAACAAAACAGUUUCUCCUAAUUUUAGCUGUGCUUUAGCUGUUCUUGAAAAUACUUCAACCUAGGGAAAAAUAUAUUGUUACUUCUUCAGGGGCGAUAUCAACUUUGUUCAGAACUUUUGCAGAUGUUUUUUUGGUGAAGAAAUUCACCACACUUGGUUUUUCAAAGUUCAAUGUCCAGAUGUGGGGCCGCUGCUGAUGCUACCACACUACAUCUAUCAAUGGUCCUCUAUGCUGGUUACCACAUGUCUGUCGAUGGAGGAUAGAUGAGGAAGAAGGAGCAGACUGCUAGUGAGUCAGAGAGAUGAUAAAAACACUUUUACAAACUCAAUUUCCAGAAUUAAUCUAAAGAAAGGAUAGGAUUGAUUAGUACUCUAAUGAAAUUUAAUUUGACUGUUUCACUUCCAUAAAAUAUGAUCUACCAGAGGUAGUAGACCUCAAAAUGACAGCAUACUUUUACCAUUCAGGAAAUAAAGCAACUUUAAAUAAAGACAGAAAAAUAUCUAAAUAAAAGCAUUAUACUUGUUUAUAGCAGGGACUUAUAUAAGUUUUGGCUACAGGGCUGGUGAUGUGGAUAAAUAGCAGACUUAAUAUUAUUAGAAAUGUGUGAUGGCAUAUAAGGUUAUUGCAAAUGUUAGUAGAAGUAAUGUGCUUGGCUUCAUUUUCAGAGACUAAUCAUUUCUGUUACAAGUUGAGGUUUUAAGUGUCAGUGUUUGGAUGUAAAUGAUAAAUGGACUGAAUAUUUAUAGCGCCUUUCUAGUCAUCAGACCACUCUGAGCACUUAGCUCAACAUGCCAUUCAGCUCGUUCACACACAUUAACACACACACCAUCACACACUCAUUCACACACACAAACACACGGAUGGCUCAGCCUUCUGGGAUAGUUUGUUUAGUGUCUUAUCCAAGUACAUCCAAGUGGAUCCAAGGAUUGAGCCACAAACCCUGGAAUCAGUGGAUUUUAUCCUCGUAUAUGAGACUUUUCCAACGCUAUUUCUAGUUCUCAUACUUACGCCGAUGCCUCUAUGAUGGUCGAAUGUGGUUUCGAACAUUUCUAAGCUUCUUUCUGAAAACGUAUAAAAAUCAACAGACUAUUCGUGGCUCACUGGUUGACAAAUCCUUCAAUCUUUGUGUUAUGCUUACAGUUUUCUUUCAGUGAUGCUUUCUUAUUUUUAUUGAGCCUUGUUAAAGCCUGAAAUGUAACAAUGACUCAAAAUGUAAUAAAAAAAAAUGUACUAAAACUCGAAAUGUAAUAACUGGUUGACAAUAAAACAAGAUGAUGAGCCCGAAACAUAAUAACUUCUUGCCCAAAAUGUAACUUAUUACAUUUUGGGUCAAUUAUUACAUUUUUAAUUACAUUUCAGGCUCGCACUUUCAUUUACAUUUUUGAUUAAUUAUAACAUUUCAGGCUUUAUUCCAUCUAUUUUUAUAACAUUUCAGGUCAUUGUUACAUAUCAGGCUCUAACAAGCCUUCUUCAGUUUCUUUUUCUUCCAGUCUUCCAAUCUCAAAACUAGAAGUAUUGCCCCAGGGAAUCUUUGGUUUGCGUCAUUUUGGAGCCCCCUGUGGACUGCGAGUCUUUGCUUAUCUUUUUACUUCAUGCUUGAGUAUUGAUUUAUUACAACAAAUCUCAUUCUGCUGUAAAUUUUAUGUGGGAAAUAUAGAGGCCUAGCUAGACCUACCCCCCUCGCACCGGUUUCAGAUAACAAAUAUGGGGUUAUAAAAAAAUGUCUGUCUGAUCACUGAUGCUCUUGUUGGUUUAAGUUUAUCACUAAAAGGCAUCAACAUUCAUUUUAAUCUAUUUAAUGAAUGUUAAAAAACUACUCAUAGGAGCUUUAAGCUAGAUACAAAUUUGUCAGUGUCCAAUCACUGACACUGAAUUAUAUUUUUCUAAACUCUGUUCAUAACUGAAACACAAUGUAGUUUGUUAUGUUUAGUGUAUUUUGUAAUUUUCAUAGAUUUUUUGUGCCCUUAAUAAUGACAGAAACACAUGUCAGGGCCAUUCCACAAAAAGAAAGGGGGUUUUAAAUAAUGUGUCUGAUAUAGAUCGUGUUUUGUGGUUAAUUUCCUUUAUAAUGAGCAGGAAGCCUGAAAACUGAGGACAAAGCGAGGACAGUGAAUUUUAAUAUUUAACAGUUUCUCUGGUUUUCACACAUUUUAAUCACAUUUGUCAUUUUCACACAUUUUUGUUACAUUUGUUAUUUUAACAAUCCUCCUCCUCAGCAGCUCCUCCUCGACAAACCUCAAAUGCUUUUUAUUUUGUAUCUGUAUGAUACUGAAUAUGUUCAGAUUGUGUAAUGUAUGUGAGUGUGAGUGUGUUAGAGGACUUUAUGACAUUGUGUACACAUCAUAGACAUACAGUCUAUGGUACACAUUAUGUGACACUGAGUUCAGCCUGUAGAGGGCAGCAAACAUACACCAUAUGCCAUCAUAAAAGUUUUAAUUAUUUCAGGGUUCUUACAGGGUUUUUCCAGUCUGUUUGCCCUUCAGCAGGACUGUCAGGUUUGCACCUGAAACCAGAUAGCCUCUAUAACCCUUUCUCUCUUUGACUAAUAGGUUGAUACUUAAUAAUGGACUAAACUUUGCACUUUGUCAUAUUUCCUUCUUUGCUGUCAAACAGGUGGGUCCCGCUGUCCCUGAGGAGGGCUGGCAGGUAUACAGUUCAGCCCAGGAUGCUGAGGGUCGAUGUGUUUGUACGGUGGUCGCACCUCAGCAGACUGUCUGCUCCAGAGAUGCCCGAACCAAGCAACUCAGACAGCUGCUGGAGAGGGUAAAAAACAAUUACAUUAGCUUUGAUUGACUUUGAGCUCAUAGUUUGCACACCUGCACCUCCAGGUGACUUGAGUUGUGUCUCAUUCUGCAGUUAGUACUUGAGUUUCUCCCCGCUCCCCUUUGGCCCAUUGAGUCCUGUUCUCCCUCUGUAAACUCAUGAAGGUGUCCUCAUGUGUCAAAAGUGUAGACAUGUCAGACUUACUCAUUAUCUAAUGUGGUCUUGCCACUUUAAAAACCUAUAGACCCAAACAGUUGAUCAAUGUGCUGCAGGCAGGAGAUCACACAUGUUGUGUCCGUGUAAAGUGCAGAAAUAACACUUUAACUGAGGACAGUGUAUGGUAGAGCUGAACACUGUCUGUAGUGGUCGAUACUUUACCCUCCAAUUUGGUUCCCUGACUAAUACACUUACUUCUUACAAGAACCUCCUACAACCCCAGGGAACUAUUCCUUUGAUAGAAACCCACCUCUGGGCAUGCUAGAGCUGGUUUGGUGCUGCCUAUGUUCCUGGCUGUGUCAUCAGGACCAAAGACAAAAAGACUCAAUCCAAAAUAAGAAAUCUACUAAGAGUUUCAUUGUGGUUAUCCUGAUUUUGUGAUAUUUGAUCAAAGGUGCAGUAUAUCUGGCUUUUACAUUGUUGUAUUUGUAGUAACAGUGCCGUAGCAUCAUGAACUAAAUGAUGGACUUCUUUGUAUCCUCCAUUAGCAGAAUAUAAACAGUAACUUACCGUAUUACUGAUUUUAGUUGAGUUCGUAUAAUGCACCAAUUUAUUAACAACUGUAAUAACAGCAGUGGAAAUUUAUGCAGCAUGGCGCGUUUGUGUGUUUCAGGUUCAGAACAUGAGUCAGUCCAUCGAGGUUCUGGACCAGAGGACUCAGAGAGAUCUGCAGUUUGUGGAGAAAAUGGAAGUUCAGCUGAAGGGUCUGGAAAACAAGUUUAAACAGGUGGAGGACGGACAUGAGAGCAACAUCGCCAGACAGUACAGGGUAACACCCACAUCAUGAUAUCACACUUACAAUCACUGCCAGACAGUCUUUAUAUACACUUACCUGCAUGUGCGUGGCAUUUCAUGGAUAAGACACUUGACUUACUGAUGCAGUCAAAGAGCCUUGUCAGUGCUUUCAAGUUGGGUUGCAACCAUGAACAUAAAAAUCUUCUUAUGAUGUGUUUUGGUUGCAUUAUGUGCAUAUAAAUAAGCCCACUGUUUAUUGUUUAUUUGCCCUGCUUUACAAUGAUUGCAUUUAUUUUAUUCAUCUUACUUAGGUGAUUAUUAUGAGGUCCUGAUUGCUGGUGACCUACACACCAUACUGUGCCUGAUCACCUCCUGUGUCGCACAACAAUAUACACUGAAAGAGUGUUGGUUCUAUAAGCAACAGACAACAAGAAUUGAUUCAAGGAGCUCAGACUGAAGCAGACAGAUGUCAGAUCAGGACAGUGUCUAAUCUCUGCUGUCUCUCUGUCAGUCCAUCAAGGAAAAGAUGGAGGAGUUACGUCCCCUCAUCCCAGUCCUGGAGGCCUACAAGGCGGAUGCUCUGCUAGUCCGACAGUUUAAAGAGGAGGCAGCCAACGUGACAGAGAUGCUGGGAAAUCUACAGGAACAGCUUGGAGGUCUGGACUACCAGGAGCUCCACAGCCGAGUGAUGAGCCUGGAGGACAGACUCAGGGCGUGUAUGCAGAGGCUGGGUGAGGAAAAAGCUACGAUACAACCAAGAAUCCUACAUAAAUGCAUCUUCAGAAACAUGCACAUUGUCAUGCAUCAACACAAAAGAGGAUGAAUGAUGCAAAUUCAACAGAACACAUGCAGAAAUAGAUGCAACAGAAACUUAGUGCAUAUCAAGUGAGGAAAAAUAUUUUAAAAGGAUGUGCGGCCAACAGGAAAGACAAGAAUGUAGGUUAAUCAUCACCAAAACUUUCUUCAUACUUAGCCUGACACUGGACAGAUUCAGCCAAUAGUACUACUACCUGCAUGGCCAACUAAGCUAACGAAUCAAAUCCAUUAAUGUAAAUGGGAUCCCAAAGCCUGUGGAGGGCAGAUCACGCCUCCCCACCCCUCCCCAUCGAUGUGCAUACAUGAAAAGCUAAGGCAGGGAGAGCAUCAGCAAAGACCCUCAGGGUACAGAAUAGAGCAGGUCUGAAUACACAUGACACUGCUUUAACCAAACACAGCAGAAAAAGGAGGAGAUGGGGUGGCAAACUGAUUUUUGGAGGAAGCAGCAAAUCAUGAUUUAGUUUUGCCAAACCAUGAGACUUGGAUUGAUGAUUCUACUCAGUGCCCCCUUCAGGCCUGGAGCACAAACACUGAGACACUUUUUCUACUCCAUUUGUUUCUCUGUUUUUGUUUUUCACUUUGCUAAAUCUGUGUAUUUCUGUUCUUUCUCUCUGUUUUGAUGACCACCAUCACAGGCUUGAUUCAUCAACAGCAAGUUUCAGUUGUGUUUUACUCCACCAUCUACCCUCAUGUUCUCAUGUUUUUGUUUCAGCUUGUGGGAAGUUGACAGGAAUCUCUGAGCCAGUCACCAUCAAGACGUCUGGAUCCAGAUUUGGAUCAUGGAUGACUGACCCAGUUGCUGCACCUGGAGACAACAGAGUAAGUUUAUGCAGUUGCAAAAGCAAUUAAUACAACAACUACUUCUACUGCAGCUACUUCUAUUAUUACUGAGUGUUUCUAUUAGUGCUGAUGAUACUAAAACUAAUGAUAUAAGGGAUUGUACAAAUAAAAGAACGUUUACUGACACAACAAACUGAAGUACUGGAGUUUAUUUCAAAUGUUUAAGUUAAUUUAUAUUAAUUACAGCCACACAGGUUUGAAGAAAAAGACAGUUAUGAGUCAACCCCUCUGCCAACCUGGUCAUAUUUUUAACAGAGCUGUUAAUGCUGAGAUCCUGUAAUAGUAUCAAAUAACCAGGUAAAACUAAACCUGACUGUAAAACCAGGAUAAAAAUGGACUGAAAUGACAGAGACUGUGUUUCAGAAAAAAAAAAUCUAUGUGAUUUUGAUUUGAUCACUUGACCCGUGUUUUAUCCGAUCACAAUUACUCCUCACAGGAGCUUUACUGGAACAAUAGCUGUGAUUACAUGAACCAAUAAUAGUAAGAAAUUUGUGCCUAAUUGGAAUAAAAAUGCUCUUUGUGAGGUAAACUCCCAAACAGACUUGGAAAGAUUGGUCUAGUCCUGCCCAUUCAAAAAGGACUUUUAUUCUGGAGAAGAGAAGUGACAACAUGGUGUUUAUUAUUUGGUUCAGUAUCCAUUUAAACACUUAAAUUAAGUGUUUCUUUGUGGUUGGGGUAACAUUUUUCCUUUAUGUGCAUCUUAAACUCUUUGGUUAUUUCACUAAUUCUUUGACAUUUUUUGUGCUCUAAUUGAUGUUUAACUCUUCAUAUUUAAUUUUAUCUGAUGCUUUAACCUUUCUGGCAGUUUUUCUUUUAUUAUUUUAACUGCAUAUUGCUAUUUAAUUGUUAUUGCUUAUGUUGCACAUCAGUCUUAAACUAUAUAUUUUCAUUUUUGCUUUGUAUGAAAAUCAAGAUGAUUUUAAUGAGAAUGGAGAAAUUUGCACAUGUUUGCAUCACCUCUGACACUUUCUUGACUGAUUUUCACAUUGUUUUUGGUUUAUCUCCUCACAGGUGUGGUACAUGGAUGGUUAUCAUAACAAUCGCUUUGUGAGGGAGUAUCAGUCCAUGUAUGACUUCAUGACGACAGACAACUUCACCUCUCACCGUCUGCCUCACCCCUGGUCAGGCACUGGCCAGGUGGUCUACAACGGAUCCAUUUACUUCAACAAGUUUCAGAGCCACACCAUCAUAAAGUUCGACUUCAGCACGUCGCUCAUCAGCCGCUCCCGACAGCUGGACUUCGCCGGCUACAACAACAUGUAUCACUACUCCUGGGGGGGCCACUCUGACAUAGACCUCAUGGUUGAUGAGGGAGGGCUCUGGGCUGUCUACGCCACCAAUCAGAAUGCUGGGAACAUAGUCCUCAGCCAGUUAAACCCAAACACCCUUCAGAUCAUACGCAGCUGGACCACCAACCACCCAAAACGCAGCGCUGGUGAGGCCUUCAUGAUCUGCGGGACCCUCUACGUUACCAAUGGAUACUCCGGUGGGACCAAAGUGUACUACGCCUACUCCACCAACUCCUCUACCUAUGAGUACAUCGACAUCCCUCUGACCAACAAAUACAGCCACCUGUCCAUGCUCGACUACAACCCUCGAGACAGGGCGCUUUACGCCUGGAAUAAUGGCCACCAAGUCCUUUAUAAUGUUACACUUUAUCACAUUAUACAGUAACCAUAUAAUACACACAGCUCUUAUAAUGUUAGCUACAUUUAAAGCAAAUUUAUUAUAAUAUUGUGUGAAACACGAAAGAGUAACAUACACAGUAAUGACAAGUCUCUGCACUGUUAUAUCCAAAACAUGAUACAGCCAAAAAAAAAAAAAAAACAGAAAUAAAUCUGUAAAACUGGAUACAGUAAUUUAAGGAAUUAAUUUAGGGAUCAUCAUGUUAACAUUUAAAGCAAAAUAGGAUACCACAAAAAAUAAGUCCUUCAAAUAAAUCUUAAUGUCCAAUUUGACCCGAGUCAAGGAGAGGAGAGGAGUGAAUAUAAGGUUUCUUUAGCAUAAAGAGAAGUUUAUUUAGCCUAGCUUAGCACCUUUUAUUGAACUGCAAUUGACUUGGCUUAUUCAUAGAGAAGGGUUAACGGCUUAAACAAAUGGUCAGUUGUUUGUUGGUCAACAGAUGGUUCCAAUACUAGCUCCCAUAUGCAGUUUAUAAAUAUGUUAAGCUUGGCUAACAUUCUCCUGUUUCUUCUGUCCAUGCUAAGCUAGGCAAACAAAUCCCAACUCUACAUGUACUGGAAUUUUUUUGUUCAUAAAAAUAUUUGAUAUUCACUUGGAUCAAGUCAACGCUUAGGUACGAUAAAAUCACUGCUUUUUCAAGGUUAUUACCAAAGUGUUUGACACAAUCACACUUGCAACGUGAACAACACUAUAAAAAAAAAUCACAGCAACGAAGCUCUACCUAUCACAAUAAGAGACACUGAAAUGUUUUGAUUAUUUGAAGAUGCACACAAAAGAAUGCGACACACUUUGUACAAAGAGAUUUUUAUUUGAGUGACAUUUUUUGACUCUAAAAUCAGAUGUACUGUUCUUACUCUGAAGUAAUAAUAUCAAUAAGUUUCUUAUGACUGUUGUGCAUUAUACAAAAAGAAUACAAGGGUCUCUCUUUUCCAAUAUUUCUUAGAGUUUUGAAUAAGUUGGCAAAGGUUUAGCAGGGCUAUCCUAACACUUUUUUCUCCAUUCGGUUGUGCCAGAGAUGUAGUCCCUUGGCAGCCUCUAUCACAUCCUCCCACAAGGUUGAAAGUCCUGUCAGAUCACGAAGCUAAGGCCACAGCAGCAACAUUAAUUUAUGUAGUUACACUAGAGCUUUGAUUGUGUGUUGGUGUGUUUGAUGAGGAUUUAGUUUGGUGUCCUAGUAAACCAGUAGUUUACCACUAAUCACAUAUAAAAGCAGCUUUUCUUGGCUUUACCAAACUGCCAACUCUUACGGUUUAUUGGUAUGUUUAAACUGAAGAAGGAGUUCUUCACGCCAAGCAGCCUCUGAAAUUCUGCUUCUUAAGCUCAGGAGCCUCCAUCCAUAAAACAGGUUGCUUUCUGUUUCCUGACAGGUCAGUCUUGGUCCACUGAUGAGUUAGCUUCUGUUAGUAUGUCUACAGCAGGUCAAUGUCUGUCGACCAGCUGAGUGAUGUUUUGUCUCAUGACAGUUGUCAGUCGAGCGGCAUGUCAAUGAGUCUAGUGAUGGAUUGUUUUGGUCAUAGUUUUACAUGGGCCAUUGUUAUUUUGUGCCCACUGGGAUAUCAGUGUCUAAUACUCGACGGUUUAUGUUUGUUAUCAUGAGGUUGGUUUUCUUUCAGUCUACUGGUAUUCAGAACCAGUGCACUAGCAAGCCCAUUUUGGUCCACCAACAGGUCAGAGUCUGUCACUGUGCUCACUGGCAGGUCAAUAUGGGGCCUCUGCCAUGUAGUUUGUUUGUCGGCCAUCAGAUUAGUGUGUUCAGCAGCAAGUUAGUGUGUCCUCUGGUAGGUAGGUCCAUCACCAGUUUGCUGGGCCCAUCCAUUAAUCUGGUGUACAAGUUUUUGUGUCCACUGGCUGACUGAAGUAUUCAUUGGUAAGUCUUUUGUCAGUUAGGUUGGUGUAUCCACUGCCUACUGGGAAAAUGGUAUUUGUUGGCAGGCAGUUUUAUGUCCAUUCACUGUUAGGUUGAUGUGCCUUUCUGCAGUUAAUUUUUUCCAAUCCCAGGCUAGCAUCUGUCUCAAGCAUGCUGAUGUGUUUCCUAGUGUGUCCUCUGUCCUUGUCAGGUUGUUGUGUUCACUUGAAAACCUGAUUUGUCCACAGACAGGUCAGUUUGUAAACCAAGUUUAUGAAGGCCUGUGAAUGUCCUCUAGCAUGUAUGUGUCUGUCUAUCAUUUGGUUAAAGUGUCCACCUGCACCUGUUGUCUGUCCACUUUUCCAUCAACUGGCAUUUCCUUCCUCCAUUUGUGUGUCCACUUGAAACUUGGAAUCCCCACAUGGAACUCGUGGAACUGUGUCUAUUGGCAGAUUAAUGCGUCCAUUAUGAGGUUCAAAUGUCCACUUGCAGUCACUUUCAAUUCACUUUCAGGCCAGUGACUUUCACAAGCUUGUUGAUGUGUUAACUAGCAUGUCCUGUGCCUUGUCAGGAUGAUGUGUCCACAAGCAAUGUUAAUUUGUCCAUUGGAGAUCCAUGUGUCUCAAGCGAGUUUUUGUAUGUUCAUUGGUAGAACUGGGUUUGACAAAAUUAAUGUACCGUAGAUACCUGUCCACUUCCACAAUAACAUCUGUCCUUUGGCAGGCUGGUGUUCAUACUUGCAUACUUGCUGAUGCCAACUUUCAAGUUGGUCUGCCUACCAACAAGUUUAGUUGUGUCCUCUGUCCAUACAGUAUUUGUACCGGCAAGUAAAUGUCAGUCCACAGACAGGUUAGUGUGGGUAAGUUGGGGUGUAUUCACUGGUUUCUGUUUGUCUAGUUUCCAUUGUCAACUUUCAACAGACCAUCAAUAAUUUUCUGUGCUCUGACAUGACAUCUGUAGUUCACACAAAGGUCACUGUCCACCAGUGUGUCAACUGGCAGACCAGUGUCUGCCUAUCAGCAUGUGGGUGUUGUCUCGGGCAGGUCUCACGUCAGAUGCCAGAUCACUGAGUUAAUGUGUGCAUGGAAAGGUCUGCAUGUGUCUACUGAGUGGAUGUUAUUUGUUCACAUAAGUUUGACAUUUCCACCAUUUAUUCAUCCGUCUGCAGGUCAAAGUCUGCCCACAAGCUUGUUUUGUAUCAAUUGACAGAUCUUUUGUCCAUUGUCUAGUUGGUGUAGUCUCUGGUAUGUUAUCAGACCACAGUUUUACAGCUUCAGCUGUGCCAGAAAAGGAUGUGUCCAGUGUUAAGUCUUGUUCAAGUAAUGAAAUGCAUGUAAACAUGAAUGAAUGUCAAAAAUGGCAAUCAGACUCUGCAGGUCCAUAUUGAAGAGAUGUUUGGCUCAACGACAGUAAGACAGAUUUCAUGGACCUUGUAAUGUCCCGGUAUUGUCAUUUUCAGCAAGUCUUAGAUAAUUUACCUGUUUGUGUUUUUUGUUCGGCUGUAAGUGAUGACAGGAAGUACAUUAUAUUUAUUACAGGUGUGCAUUAAGGGUAUAGUAUUUCAUAUAAACAACUGAGAUUUCUUUUGUUGGUUCUUUGUGUUUUGUAUUUUAACAGAUUCUUAAGAUUUGAUGUCAGAUUUUGCCUCUAAUUUUUAAGUGGAGUGCUGUUGCAAACUGGUGGAAAAAGCUUUGAUAAUUCAGAUUAAAAUGAAGGAAAAUAACAGACUGCAUGAUCAAUUUUUGUAAAGGAGUUUUUUGUUUGGUAACCACUGGCCUUAAAAGCUGAUGUGCUUUGGAUUGCAUCACCUGACCCCAUGAUGUUGAAGGGUUUUUGUUUGUUCUUUUUUUCUACAAAAGUCAAAUAAAGAGGCUCCACUUGAUAAAUAAACUUUUCCGCCUGC
This is a messenger RNA of Xyrichtys novacula (pearly razorfish), 12007 nucleotides long. NCBI's taxonomy places the organism in Eukaryota, Metazoa, Chordata, Actinopteri, Labriformes, Labridae. The record is from the annotation of a GenBank genome assembly.